Messenger RNA from Lichtheimia ornata, 1530 nucleotides. RefSeq lists its product as uncharacterized. The transcript has 8 exons. Gene Ontology annotation, molecular function: carbohydrate:proton symporter activity. The coding region runs from base 1 to 1530 and encodes 509 amino acids. The record is from RefSeq and is a predicted model, not a curated record. NCBI's taxonomy places the organism in Eukaryota, Fungi, Mucoromycota, Mucoromycetes, Mucorales, Lichtheimiaceae. Gene Ontology annotation, cellular component: membrane. Gene Ontology annotation, biological process: carbohydrate transport; transmembrane transport.
AUGAGUGAAAAACAAGAGUUUAGCUGGCGGAUUUAUGUGGUUUGCUUCUUUUCCGCCUUUGGUGGUUUGACCUUUGGCUAUGAUACAGGUGUCUUGGGCAGUAUCUUGACCAUGCCCCACUUUCAACAAGCCAUGCGUGGAAGAGAUUACUUGACAGCUCUUGAACAAGGCACACUUACUAGUUUACUUCUUGCCGGCUGCUUUGUUGGUUCCUUGUUGGCUGGUCAAUCCGCCGAAAUUUUCAGCAGAAAACGUACCAUCAUGAUCGGUUGUAUUGUCUUCAUUCUUGGCGCUGCAUUGCAAACUGGUACCAAUGGAUAUGCAAUGAUGGUCACUGGCCGUGCUAUUGCAGGUCUUGGCAUCGGAACGCUUUCCAUGGUUGUGCCUUUGUAUAUCAGUGAAUUGGCACCUAAGGAAAUUCGUGGUCGUCUCAUUUCCUUGCAGCAAUUGAUGAUUACCGUUGGUAUUAUGCUUGCCUUUUGGGUUAACGUGGGCACCGAAAAAUACGAUAGCGAAGCCCAAUUCCGUGUCCCUCUUGGUAUUCAAAUGGCUCCUGCAUUGAUCCUUUUCGUGGGUGCCUUUUUCCUUCCCUACUCCCCUCGUUGGUUGAUGAACAAGGGCCGUGAGGAUGAAGCAUUAGAUGUAUUGGCCGCUUUGCAUGGUAAAGGUGAUAAGAACCACCCUGGCGUUAUUCAAGAGUUCCAAGAAAUCCGUGAACAAGUCGAACAAGAUCGACGUGUCUCCAACGUUGACUACACUGAACUUUUCAAUGCUCGUAACCGUAGACGUUUGCUCCUUGGUAUCCUCAUUCAGGUGAUGCAACAAUUCACUGGUAUCAACAGCAUUAUGUAUUAUGCACCUUUGAUCUUCAAGCAAACCGGUAUUUCGGAUAACUCUGCCACUUUGAUUGCUUCGGGUGUCAAUGGUGUGCUCAAUAUGCUUGCCACCAUCCCUGCCAUUUUGUUCCUUGACAAGCUUGGUCGUCGUAAGACUUUGAUGAGUGGUGCUCUCUUCAUGGCUGCUGCCAUGUUGCUUUGUGGUAUCGUUAUGGGUGCCUGUGGUGAAGUAUACUGGGACGAGACUGAACAAAAGAACAACAUCUAUAUGGGUAACAACGUCCAUGCUUCGUACUUUUCCAUCGUCAUGGUCUACUUUUUCGUUGCUGGAUUUGCCACUUCCUGGGGUCCUGUUGGCUGGGUUUAUCCUGCCGAGAUUUUCCCUCUUAACGUUCGUGCCAAGGGUACAUCACUCAGCACUGCUGCUAACUGGCUCAUGAACUUUGUGAUCUCCCAAAUUGUGCCUGUCAUGCUUGCAUCCAUCACAUGGGGAACAUACAUCUUUUUCGGUUGCUGUUGCCUUGUGAUGACUUGUUGCGUUUUCCUCUUUUAUCCUGAGACCAAGGGCUAUUCGCUUGAAGAAAUGGACGAAAUUUUCAAGGGAUCAGUAUUUGCUUUCCGCGCCAAGAAUAUCGUGGUGACUCACUCAAUUGGCAACGAGGAAAAGGCAGCUUCGGUUGAUGCCAAGGAGUAG